Messenger RNA from Lingula anatina, 1860 nucleotides. RefSeq lists its product as uncharacterized. NCBI's taxonomy places the organism in Eukaryota, Metazoa, Brachiopoda, Lingulata, Lingulida, Lingulidae. The record is from RefSeq and is a predicted model, not a curated record. Gene Ontology annotation, molecular function: calcium ion binding. Gene Ontology annotation, biological process: heterophilic cell-cell adhesion; establishment or maintenance of epithelial cell apical/basal polarity. Gene Ontology annotation, cellular component: plasma membrane; protein-containing complex.
UAGACCACGUGACCGGAACCUGUACACCGGACAGAAACAUUACAAAGAAUAAUGGAGCUCACGUAGAAAUCGUGCUGGCCUGUAUGAGCAAUGUGUCCCCAUGGUCAGAGUGGUCAAAAUGUGACCGGAAUAACAGACGGACACGGCAAAGACUUUUAUUGCGCAGGAGCUGUGCCUACACAGAGGCGUAUGAUAUGGAAGAGGACAUCGGAGUGUGCAAACUUGCAGUGCCCGCUCCUAGUAACAUCGUCUUUAUUAUAGAUGGCUCUUAUAGAGCAGGACACUCCCACUUCCGGUUGCAGCUGUUGUUCGUCAUGGGAAUCAUGCAAGCUUUCGCGGUGGGCCGAAAUUUGACUCGGUUUGGCGUUAUUCAAGUUUCCGGGAAAAGUGGCAUCGGGUUACGCUUGAAUGACACAUUUGAUAUAGAUACCAUGAUAGAUAUGGUGGAUGAUAUACCGUACGUAGGCGGACCGAGGGCAACAUUUGAGGCAUUACAACUACUGAGCAAUGAGAUGUUUAUCCAGAAAAACAAUACAGCGAGAAAUGGACCUAAUCUUGCUGUGUUUGUGAGCUGCGGCGCGUCUAUAAAUUCUACAGCGGUAAUGCAAGCAGCAGAUGAUGUACAUGAAGCUGGAAUACUGUAUGCACGUGGUAUAGGCAUAGGGCCCGAGUUUGAGUACGAUACAAACAGCGACGCCCACAUUGCGGUAGCUGAGAUAACAAGCGUUGUGCGCACCAAUGUCACAUUCCACCACAUCAGGGAGCUCAGCAGGAUUGACCUAAUGGAAGCUUUAGUCGCCGAUUUGCAUCGUUUAAUUGACCCUACAUAUGAAUACGGUGUUGCAGUCACUCACUGGUCAGCGUGGUCAGCGUGUUCCGUUUCCUGUGGUGGCGGCGUCCAGACACGGCGACGUCGGUGUAUUAAUCCGCAAAGAUGCAAAGAGAAACGUCUAGUGAGAACCAGACAGUGCGGUCUGCGUUGUUGUAAUGCAACGCAGCAUGAGGUUCACUUUGACUGCAUAUUGAGUAGCAGAUUGACUUUGUUAUGCAACCAGGACGAUUACCCAAAAAUCUUGCUGGUUCGACAUGUGGAUUCAUGUAGCAUGACCAAUGCAUGCGAACAAGAUGACGAAAUACGAACGUCACUGCAGAAAAGAUGUGACGGAAAGGGGCAUUGCAGCGCCAUCUAUCCAUGUGGAUUGACUAAUCAGGAGGAGCGAUCCAUCGUUGUGUCAUACGAAUGUUGCUACAAUCCUAUGUCAGGGACAGAUAUUCAAAAUGGAUGAAAGUUUUGAUAAUCUAGCCUUCGACUCAACGACUUCCAUCCCUGCACCACUCGAAGUUGUUUGAAACAUCUUUAUCUCCGCACGGAAUACCGACAAAAAAAAUACAGAGCACUCGAGACAAAUAUGCGCUCACAAGAGCCUUAAACAACAAGCUAGCGUCUCAUAUGUCGCGCAUGGAACACAUUGCAUGCAGAGAAAGACGAAAGAUGACACUGCAGCUGAGUAAAAUGAGUAUGUAGGCCCAUUAUUUUCCACGUAGGAAGAACAGAUCAGAGUCUUUUUUUUCUUUGGUCAUACACAGCAGCUAGUAUCUGCACAUUUCGUUACGCGUGUUUCCACUGGCUUAGUAAAACGUGUGAGAGCAUCAAGACGUCAGUAAGGUUCAACACAUAACGCAGGUGACCAAAGAAGUGUUUUAGCCCAAUACGCAUUUUAACUUGGGCUGUUUGAAUUUUAAUUGUUAAUAAUGUGUACUUAUCGGCAACUGCUUGGUUAGGUGAACAACUGCACGUCUUCAAAAUAAUUUUUAGACGAAGUCACAUAUUGAUUGUGCCAGCUUUAACUUUUUAUUUAA